AUGAGGACCCUUGCUCUUCUCGCUGCCCUUCUCUUCUUGGCUCUCCAGGCCCAGGCUGAGGCCCUUCGAGAGACAGCUGACCAGGUUCCUGCCCAGGACCAGCCAGAAGCCAAGGACCAGGGUGAUCUUUGGGCUGAAGACCAGGACCAGGCUGGGGAUGAUGACCAGGAUGUGGCCAUCUCCUUCACAGGAGAGGAACGCCUCGCUCGAGCUGCAGAUCUCCAGAACACAAACUAUUGCACAUGCCGACGAUCCUUCUGCAAGUUCUAUGAGCGUCAUAAUGGAAAAUGUAAGAUUCGCGGCCAUAAAUACAAGCUUUGCUGUAAAUGA
Messenger RNA from Pipistrellus nathusii (Nathusius's pipistrelle), 330 nucleotides. NCBI's taxonomy places the organism in Eukaryota, Metazoa, Chordata, Mammalia, Chiroptera, Vespertilionidae. The record is from the annotation of a GenBank genome assembly.